AUGCCCAAAGUGCAACAGGCUGGUCCGGGGCACAAAAUACUUACAACACAUACAGACCUGCACACAAACAAACACAGCCACACAACACCCACCAACAGUCACCCAAACUACACGAACCACAACCACGCACACGAUGACACACCCACUCACCAACAAACAAACAUCCCACACAACCAUACACCCCACAUCGACACCAACACCACGACACACACAACCUUGACACACACUACUCCCCGCAUCACCGCCUUCGUGGACACGCACCAGACUCAGAAGACCACAGACACAUUGGGACCAACCCCAGAAAUAAUUGCCAUCAUCGCAAACUUACAAGCCGUAAGCACCCUGGACGAAGAACUACAAGCAGACAGAGACAAAUACAUGAUCAGACGGGCACACCAACGUACGAACACAGGCGAGACAGAAGCCAGUACCUCUACACACCAACCACACAUCACACACCAGACAGUACCACACAAAACACACCCCUCAAACACACCAGACACCGACACCGACACAGGCUCCACCACCUCCACCGCAGACACAGUCAUACAUAUCGAAACAACACACACAACCACGCAAGAGACACAAACGACAGACGACGACACAGACAAUAACACCGACACCACCUCACUCACCGACACAGACGAACAGACACAAACACCCCAACCAACCGCACACACAACACGGGACACGGAGGCCAGAGAAACAGCGCACAACCCAAAAACACCAACGCAGAACCACGGAGAAGCAACCACGAGCCACAAGGAACAAGGAACAACGCAGAAACUUAUCAAGACCCACACCAACGAGAGCCAACGAACCAAAAACAAAAAUUUAAGUACAAUGGACCCUCUUUUAACUCCUUCAACGGUCUCUCAGCUUGAUCUGCUGAAGAUCUUGUCACAACAACAAGAAGCGGCAAGAGAACAACAAGAAGCGACAAGACAACAACAAGAAGCUGCUGCUCGACAACAGCAACAACUGAUCCAGCUGCUUCAAGAGCAACAGGAACAACGGAGGCGAGAAGGGGAGGCUCGAGAGCGUUCAGAAACUAAUCUUCAAGACCUUCUUCGGACGACUGUGGCGGCCCUUCAAUCCGUUCAUCUAAUGAGUGGCACUGGAGGACCGGCUGUUACACCACAAGGUUCUAGAGUCGCUACUCCUGUUCCCUCUCCUGUUCCCUCGCCUGUUCCUGUUCCCGUUGUUCAAGAGAUCCGACAUCCAGGACGAAUCCAGGAUGUUCGAGACUCAAGCCUUGCCUCUUGUCUUCGGACGCCGGCUCUGAAUGUUUUAACGGCAUUGUCUGAGGAAGAAAUUUCCGAUUACCAAAAACUUAGCUCCGCGCUUGAAUUGAGAUACGGAAACGAUCAUCUGACAAAAUUGUACACAGCUCAAUUACAGACUAGAAGACAAGGACGAGACGAAGACCUCGCGUCACUUAGCCAGGAUAUAGAACGGCUUUCACGUGUAGCAUUGCCAGAUCACGAGCCGUCUCAAUCCGAAAAUCUCCUCAUUCACGUCAGAAAGUGGUACACUUGGAUCGUCUUGCUCCAUUUGAAGAAGAUCAACCUGGAACAGUGUCUUCAAGACCAGGAACAUCCUUCAAGGUUAGAUCUUUAA
This is a messenger RNA of Neodiprion fabricii, 1620 nucleotides long. Its product is annotated as homeobox protein 5-like. Lineage: Eukaryota; Metazoa; Arthropoda; Insecta; Hymenoptera; Diprionidae. The record is from RefSeq and is a predicted model, not a curated record. Bases 1 to 1620 code for a protein of 539 amino acids. The transcript is spliced from 5 exons.